Molecule: messenger RNA, 1228 nt
Organism: Gracilinanus agilis (Agile Gracile Mouse Opossum)
Lineage: Eukaryota; Metazoa; Chordata; Mammalia; Didelphimorphia; Didelphidae
Product: myosin-7B-like
Exons: 8
Biological process (GO): actin filament organization; vesicle transport along actin filament
Cellular component (GO): myosin complex; cytoplasm; vesicle
Molecular function (GO): actin filament binding; microfilament motor activity; ATP binding
Source: RefSeq, a predicted model, not a curated record
UAUAAAGUGUGACAAGUGUGGAAGGGGCCGGGGGGUGAAGGACUUUUAGUUGUUUGCGUGUGUCCUGCGCAUGGACGCCCACAACCUGCUUCCUGCUUCCCCUCUGCAGCCAAUGGGCAUCCUCUCCAUCCUGGAGGAGGAGUGCAUGUUCCCCAAGGCCUCUGAUGUGAGCUUCCGGGCCAAACUCUAUGACAACCAUGCUGGGAAAUCACCCAAUUUCCAGAAGCCUCGACCAGACAAGAAGCGCAAAUACGAAGCCCAUUUUGAGAUUGUGCACUACGCCGGGGUGGUACCUUAUAGCAUCGUUGGAUGGUUGGAGAAGAACAAGGACCCUCUGAACGAGACUGUGGUCCCAGUCUUCCAGAAAUCUCAGAACAAACUGUUGGCCUCCCUCUAUGAGAGCUACGCAGCCUCUACCUCUGCUUCGGCUGAGGGCCCCAAAUCCGGGGUGAAGGAAAAACGGAAGAAGGCGGCAUCGUUUCAGACGGUGUCCCAGCUGCACAAGGAAAACCUCAAUAAAUUGAUGACCAACCUCCGGGCCACCCAACCACACUUUGUCCGAUGCAUUGUCCCUAAUGAGACCAAGACACCAGGAGUCAUGGAUGCCUUCUUGGUGCUACACCAGCUACGCUGCAAUGGGGUUCUAGAGGGGAUCCGCAUCUGCCGCCAGGGUUUCCCCAACCGCCUGCUUUACAUGGAUUUCAGACAGCGGUAUCGCAUCCUGAAUCCCAGCGCUGUCCCAGACGACACCUUCGUGGAUAGCAGGAAGGCCACGGAGAAGCUCCUCUCCUCACUGGACAUUGACCACACACAGUACAAGUUUGGUCACACCAAGGUGUUCUUUAAGGCCGGGCUGCUGGCGGUGCUGGAGGAACUUCGGGAUGAGCGAUUGGCCAAGAUCCUGACCUUGCUGCAGGCCAGGAUCCGGGGCCACCUCAUGCGCAUUGAGCACCAGCACAUGAGAGGGGGAAGGGAUGCCCUCUACACCAUCCAAUGCAACAUUCGGGCUUUUGCGGCCGUGAAGAACUGGUCCUGGAUGAAGCUUUUCUUCAAGAUGAAGCCACUGCUGCGCUCUGUGCAGGCCGAGGAGGAGCUGGGGGCCCUGAGAGCCGAGGUCCGGGGCCUGCGAGGUUCCCUGGCGGAGGCCGAGGCCAAGAGGCAGGAGCUGGAGGAGAAGCACAUAAGCAUCGCCCAGGAGAAGAAUGACCUGUCUCUGCAGCUACAGGCU